Molecule: messenger RNA, 556 nt
Organism: Solanum stenotomum
Lineage: Eukaryota; Viridiplantae; Streptophyta; Magnoliopsida; Solanales; Solanaceae
Product: proteinase inhibitor I-B-like
Exons: 3
Coding region: 72-425 (117 amino acids)
Biological process (GO): response to wounding
Molecular function (GO): serine-type endopeptidase inhibitor activity
Source: RefSeq, a predicted model, not a curated record
AUAAAUAUCCAUGUGUAAUCAAUGAGUCUUACACAUCACACAAUUAUUUGGAAGGAAAUUAAAUAAAAGCAAUGGAGGGAAAGAGUAUGCUCAAGUUAUCUCAUGUCCUUGCUUUCUUGCUUCUUGCAUCACUUUUUCAAUCACUGAUGGCAAGAGAUUUGAUCAGUGAUGGCAUAGAAGUAGUGCAACUUCCAGUGGAAAAUGAUGGCGAAUUUGAAUUUUGCCCAGGUAAGCAAUCAUGGCCUGAACUUGUUGGAAAGUCAGCAGGAUAUGCAAAACAAGUAAUUCAGAAGGAAAAUCCCAUAGUUACUCGAUUUACGCUUCUAUUUCCUGGUAUGCCUAAGCCAGCAGCAUAUAUUUGUGGUAGAGUUUAUUUGGCUGUUGACUGGAAACUCAUUGUUCAAGUUACUCCCACUAUGGGUUAGUAACAUUAUUAUGUUAUGUUAUCAAAAUUAAAUAAAGUGGAGAUAAGUCUCUUCAUGUACUCUACUAUUUCAACAUUAUCUACCCUUAUUAGUAUUGUAUUGUUAUUAUCUACCCUUAUUAUUUUCUUUUA